CUCUUUUGGCUUGUCAAAAUCAAGAAAGUCAUAAGUAACUCUGAGAGAGAGAGAGAGAGAGAGAGAGAGAGAGAGAGCAAAAAUGGCAAGGACAAAAGCCACAAAGGGGGGAGAGAAUGAGCACAAGAAAGGACUGUGGACAGAGGAAGAAGACAAGAUUCUCAUCGACUACGUCGAGGCCCAUGGAAAGGGGAAAUGGAACACCAUUGCCAAGCGGACAGGUUUGAGAAGGUGUGGGAAGAGUUGCAGGCUGAGGUGGAUGAACUAUCUCAGCCCAGAUGUGAAGAGAGACGGUUUCUCCGAGGAAGAAGAAGACCUCAUCAUCAGACUCCACAAGCUCCUUGGCAACAGGUGGUCUUUGAUUGCGAAGAGAGUGCCGGGUCGAACAGACAAUCAAGUGAAGAAUUACUGGAACACUCAUUUAAGCAAAAAGCUAGGCGUCAAAGUGCGGGGCGCUCGAUCUAGCACAUCCGCGACCCCCAAGAGUUUCCGACCGCUGAGUACUCCCACAUAUCCAUGUUCCACUUCGUCUCGCGACACGGCCUCCGAGAAAGGCCUGGUAAAGAAGUCUGACGAGGAUGCGAGACUGGAUCGCACGACAUGGGACGCCAGCGAACCGGCCCUCGGAGACCAAUCGACAAACCACUUUUGGGAUUUCGAGAGCGGGCUCGGCGAGCUUGGGAUGACGGAGUUCUUGCAGGGGCAGUCUCACGAUCUAUCUUGGCUUAGUUCGUGAACAAACUCGCAGCGGAUCAUGCCAUUUCCCUUCCCCAAUUUCAGAUUGCCAAAAAUAGGAAAAUCCUAUCAUAUGUCCAAAUGCCUGAAAAAUGCACUGCUCACCGUCCAGAGAAUUCUUUGAGUCUUUUUAUGACGAGACUUCUUGAAUAAGCUUUGAGAACUUGGGUUGUUAAGACAGUCUCCAUUCAGCAGCUGUUUAGACUUCAAUCAAAGCAUGGUCCUUUCGAUCUCAUGUACAAGAUUUGAUUGCUUAUGUGAUUCGUGAUUA
Molecule: messenger RNA, 1006 nt
Organism: Rhodamnia argentea
Lineage: Eukaryota; Viridiplantae; Streptophyta; Magnoliopsida; Myrtales; Myrtaceae
Product: transcription factor WER-like
Exons: 3
Coding region: 83-736 (217 amino acids)
Source: RefSeq, a predicted model, not a curated record